Molecule: messenger RNA, 729 nt
Organism: Lolium rigidum
Lineage: Eukaryota; Viridiplantae; Streptophyta; Magnoliopsida; Poales; Poaceae
Product: 50S ribosomal protein L7/L12
Exons: 1
Coding region: 1-483 (160 amino acids)
Biological process (GO): translation
Cellular component (GO): ribosome
Molecular function (GO): structural constituent of ribosome
Source: RefSeq, a predicted model, not a curated record
AUGGCACUCUUCGCCUCCAAAUUCGCGCCGCUGAUCCCGCGCCUGCGCCGCCUCUCCACGGCGGCGGCGGCCGCCGGCGCCGGCGAGGACCCCAAGCUCUCGCGCAUCGCGGACGACCUGCUGGCGCUCUCCGCGGCCGAGCUCGACGACUACUCGACCCUCAUGCGCCUCAAGCUCCGCCUCUCGCUCACCUCCACCCCCGCCACCGGAGCCGGCCCCGGCGCGGCCGGGGACGCGGCCGCGCCCGCCGAGGAGGCCGCGGCGGUCAAGACCGCGUUCGACGUGAGGAUCGAGAAGUACGAGGCGGCGGCCAAGAUCAAGAUCAUCAAGGAGGUGCGCGCCAUGACGGACCUGGGGCUCAAGGAGGCCAAGGAGCUGGUGGAGAAGGCGCCCGUCGUCGUCCGCGCCGGCCUCCCCAAGGAGGAGGCCGAGGCACUCGCCGCCAAGCUCAAGGCCGCCGGCGCGUCCGUUGCGCUCGACUGAUCUUCUCGAGCCAACCUAAGGUGCAGGGUCCCCAUUUUCGAUUCCUAGCGUGCCCUUCAUAGAUGAUGCAACGGCUGUGUGUGUGUGCGUGGGCUGUGUCUUAUAAUUUUGUUUAAAUUGGAAUUUGUUGGGAUUGGAGCAGUUGGUAGGGGUACAAGAGGAUGCAGGAUUUGCUUCCAUUGUUGUAGCUUAUUAUGACGACUAGCCUCCAAGCAUGCAUAAUCACUGAUAUGUCCUCCUGAACCA